AUGAAGUACAACUACAGAGCAAUACAGAUUGCAAAUGUGAUUGAAACUGAUGUCAUAAUUCAGCCAAACCCAGUUUUGGUUGUUGAAAUAGGAGCUAGUGCAACACUGCAAUGUUUCAUUUCAGAAGAUGAAACUGACUACAUAUACUGGUUCAAACAAUCUGUUGGACAGAAGCCUCAUCUUGUAGCAGCAUCUCAUAAAUACUCAUCAGAAGCAAUGUUUUACAACAACUUUAAUUCUACACGAAUGAAAGUAUUGGCAGAUGUUGAAAUCAAUCAUUUAAUAAUCUCAGAAACAAAGCCAAUGGAUUCAGCAAUGUAUUACUGUGGAGUACUGAAGAAUUAUGAUAUGAUAUUUGGAGAAGGAACAUUUCUCAUCGUAAGGGGUAAAAAUGCUUUUUUUCAAAAUUAUGUUUCUGUAGUACAGCACCUUGUGUCAGACCCAGUGUAUCCAGGAGACUCGGUGACUCUGCAGUGUACAGUAGACAGUGAGACCUGUGCAGGAGAACACAGUGUUUACUGGUUCAGACACGGCUCAGGAGAAUCCCUUCCGGGACUCAUUUACACCCAUGGAAACAGGAGUGAUGAGUGUGAGAAGAGCCCUGAGGCUGGGUCUCCUACACACAGCUGUGUCUACAGCCUCCCCAAGAGGAACCUCAGCUGCUCUGAUGCUGGGAUUUAUUACUGUGCUGUGGUCACAUGUGGGGACAUACUGUUUGGAAAUGGAACAGAGCUGGAUAUUAAAGGUGCUCAUGUUGCUCAGAAAGCUCCGAACAAUGCUAAACAAACAGAAGAAAGCUAUGAUGAGGAUCAAGAUGUGACAAGGUUGCAUUAUGCUGUUUUGGAUUUUGCCAAGAAGAAGCCUAAGAAAGAACUUGGAAGACAGAUAACUGAGUUGAAGCAACACAGUGUGUACGCAGAGGUCAUAGCUACAGAUUUGGAGUAA
Molecule: messenger RNA, 945 nt
Organism: Scleropages formosus (Asian bonytongue)
Lineage: Eukaryota; Metazoa; Chordata; Actinopteri; Osteoglossiformes; Osteoglossidae
Exons: 5
Coding region: 1-945 (314 amino acids)
Biological process (GO): response to bacterium
Source: RefSeq, a predicted model, not a curated record